Protopterus annectens (West African lungfish) is the source of this 1053-nucleotide messenger RNA. RefSeq names its product THO complex 6 (gene THOC6). Gene Ontology annotation, molecular function: protein binding. Gene Ontology annotation, cellular component: THO complex; transcription export complex. The record is from RefSeq and is a predicted model, not a curated record. Gene Ontology annotation, biological process: mRNA export from nucleus. Lineage: Eukaryota; Metazoa; Chordata; Ceratodontiformes; Protopteridae.
GACUUGCAGCGCCGCUUGGAGCUAUUGCAUAUGACAGUUUUCUGCCAGAGUUUCUCUCCGUGUGGCAAGUACCUUGCAGCCGGCAACAACUAUGGGCAGAUUGCUGUUUUCAGCCUUUCGGCAGCAUUAAGCUCAGCCGCUGAAGAGGAGGAUCAGAAGUCUGUCAUUACCUUCACAGCUCACGAUGGGCCAGUGUACAGCCUGGUAUCUACAGACCGUCAGUUAAUCAGUGCUGGUAAUGGGGAUGUAAAAGCUUGGAACUGGAAUGAAAUCACAAAAAAGGGGUGCAAAGAAGCAUGGAGCCGCAAGCCACCUUUCAGGGCAAAUCUUGAACUUCCAGAGAUCAACUGCCUUCUCCUUAAUCAGAAGGACAACACUCUUUUGACGGCUGGAGGUGAUGCAGUUGUUCAUGUCAUGGACAUGGAAACGGGGGCGUUCACGCAAGCAUUCCAAGGGCACAUGGAUUACAUCCACUGUUUGGCACUGCGGGACCAGUACAAUGAGUGUUUGUCGGGGAGUGAGGAUGGCACAGUUCGACUCUGGGACCUAAGGACAGGCCAAGAGGCCCAAGUGAUAGACGUUUACAGACACCAGGUGUGUGGAGGCGGCCCUGCUCUCGCUCUCUGGCACCUGCGCUCUGUAACACCCACCACUGUGUUCCCACUACAGGACUGUCAGCAGCAAGUGAUGUUUUAUCAAGACUUGAUCCUCUCUGCAGGCAACAAUCCUACGAUCAACCACUGUCAGAUCAGCAGUGGAGUCAAAGCUCAGAUACCUUGCACUGCACCAUCUGUAUACUCCUUAGCCAUCAAUGAACAGUCGCAGGAAAACAUGGUCCUGACAGUAGCAGGAAGCAGCAGUAAAGUGGACAUCUUCACUAACUUCCAGUACAGAGCUUUUUCACUUUCAUUUGAGUAACGUCUAGACAAAAAUCUGGGCACCUGUGCCUUUUAGCAUAAGUUAAUGGUUUUGGAAUAAAGUAUAAAAGAAGUCUAAAGCAUUUUUGUUUUGCUACGUAAACCAUAUUUUGCAAUAAAAUGAAAAAGAAAUCUA